CCCCCACACACUCAACGCCCUGCCCCUCAAUCCCCCCGGCCUCAUAAUAAUCCAAUCCGACCCAACGAAAUCAAUGGAGUCCAUCCAACGAAUCUUAUUCAUUGCGCCUAAGGUUCACAUCUACGCUGUUCCGCCCUUAUCCAGCAACAGCGGGUACAAGGCCGUGGACUGGAAGGUUGACCAAGAAAAGUCGAGGAUAUUCACCGCUCGGAUUAGGAUUGUGGAGACAGCUACCGAGGAUGCAGAUGGGAAAGAGGAAAAAGUGUGCACGGAUGUUAGACUUGAGGAUCCCAAGACUGGGGAUCUGUUUGCCAAUUGUCCCUACGAAGGGGCCCACUGUGUAGAACAAGUUAUCGACAGCUCGAGAUUUUUCGCUUUGAGAGUUGUCGACGGGCCGCGUAAAGCUAUGCUUGGCAUUGGAUUUGAAGAACGCAGUGAGGCUUUCGACUUUGGUGUUUCUUUGCAGGAGGUCCGCAGGCACAACGAUAGUAUCACCGCCAACGAGAAGGCAAAGAAGGCUGGGGCGUCGUCGGAAUUGUCCAGUGUUGAGGCAAAGGACUAUUCCUUAAAAGAAGGAGAGACUAUCAACAUAACCAUCGGAAAUAAGGGUCGCCGCAGAGCCCCUUCCUCCCCGUCUCGUAACGCUGCUGCUACUGCAGGCUUCCCUCUACCUUUCCUCCCACCACCACCCAGCGCGGAAGACGUCAAGCGUAGACAGAGUCAUCACGGUGCCGAGGAUUUCGGAAAACUUGGGUUCGACGAUGAUGCUUUCGGGGAUUUUGUCUAAUUGACUUGAGAUGUUUUCCUUUCUAUUUCUCUAUUGUAUGCCUUUUUUCUCUUCUUUUUCUUUGUUCACUUUGUCUGGGAAUGGGUAUGGGUAUAUGUUUUGGGGUCCCUCGGGCGUUUGAACUGUAGUUAAUUUAUUCUCUCCCCUUUAAGCGAAUUGUAACCGCUUUAGCAUGAUCAUGAGAUCUCACUCGUGAAAUUAAGGGGGUUUUUGGUUGAAGCAUGAUUAA
Molecule: messenger RNA, 1016 nt
Organism: Tuber melanosporum (Perigord truffle)
Lineage: Eukaryota; Fungi; Ascomycota; Pezizomycetes; Pezizales; Tuberaceae
Exons: 3
Coding region: 74-787 (237 amino acids)
Biological process (GO): endocytosis
Cellular component (GO): membrane; clathrin vesicle coat
Source: RefSeq, a predicted model, not a curated record